AAAUACAUAUCUCAACAAGAACAAAAGAAGACAUGGAAACUCUACUCUGUUCACAAAAACCCCCUCUCCACGCACCACAAAUUCCUCCAACAUCUGAACCAAACACCAGUCCAAUUCUCAACCCAACAGCCAAACAAACACCAACCCAUGAUCCGAAAUCAUGGAAACUACAAGCCAAUGCCAAAGGCUUCGCAGGAAGAUCGCCGGCGAAAGGAAGACCCAAAAAACCAGAAACAACAGUCAGACACAGAACCAGCGAAGACGAUGACGAGAUUCCAAAAGAGGUUUUUUAUAGGAUUAUAAAAAGAAUUCUAGUCUCUGUGGGCGUUCCGAUGGCUCUUGGUCUUCUGUCGCUGCAGAUUUUUGGUGUAAUUAUAGAGCAGAAGCUGUGGGAUGUACCGAGAUGGGUUCCUAUCUUGGCGACUUUGUUGACUUUUGGGUCGUCCACUAUUGGGCUUGCUUAUGGGGCCUUGUCUGCAAGCUUGGAUCCAGAGAAGAAAGGUUCAGUUCUUGGGCUUGAAGAAGCCCAACAAAACUGGGCCGAGAUGUGGAGAGACGAUGAAGAGCGCAAGAAGCGAUGAAUUUAUUCCCAUAUUUGAUAUUUAGCAUCUUAAGAAUAUUGUUUAGGUUGAAUUGUGUUCAGGACUUGAGGCACUUAUAUCUUAUAUAUGGCACUACUAUUUUAUUUUUUAAGACAAA
Tripterygium wilfordii is the source of this 699-nucleotide messenger RNA. RefSeq lists its product as uncharacterized. The record is from RefSeq and is a predicted model, not a curated record. The coding region runs from base 33 to 581 and encodes 182 amino acids. The transcript has a single exon. Lineage: Eukaryota; Viridiplantae; Streptophyta; Magnoliopsida; Celastrales; Celastraceae.